Caenorhabditis angaria is the source of this 12017-nucleotide messenger RNA. The record is from the annotation of a GenBank genome assembly. NCBI's taxonomy places the organism in Eukaryota, Metazoa, Nematoda, Chromadorea, Rhabditida, Rhabditidae.
AUGUUCAAAAAAGUGGCGAUCAACAGUUUCGCAGUGGGAAACGAGUUCGGCUCACCAAUCGGCAUCGCCCUUUGCAUCAAACUCAGCUGCGUCAAUCACUCGUGCAAACCGCAGACACGCGUCGUCUUCCGCAACCGUGCCGCAUGCCUUGUGCCCACAAAUCGCCGCAAACCGCCCAAGAACUUCGACACGGCAUGUCAUUCGUAUAUUGAUGAAUUGCAACCGAUUGCGUUGAGACGGAAGAUGUUGAGGGUACGGUAGUUUUUGGCGCGCGAAAAUUUGCGUCAUUUUGAAACCAAAUUUGAUAUAUUUUGGGGAAUUUUAAGCCACGCCCCUUUUCUGCAAUCCUGGCACAGUUUUUUCUAACGAAUUUAUAGCAUAUUUGGUCUCAAAAUGCUCCAAAUUCUAAGCCACGCCCCUUUUUUGCAAGCCGCGCACAUUUUUUACCAAGUUUAACCGAAAAUACCCAUGUUUGAUCUCAAAAUGCUCCAAAUUCUAAGCCACGCCCCUUUUUUGCAAGCCUGGCACACUUUUGCCCCAAAAAUAUAGCAUAUUCUGUCUCAAAAUGUUCCAAAUUCUAAGCCACGCCCCUUUUUUGCAAGCCUGGCACACUUCCCCCAAAAAUAUAGCAUAUUCGGUCUCAAAAUGUUCCAAAUUCUAAGCCACGCCCCUUUUUUGCAAGCCUGGCACAGUUUUUUCCAAGUUCAUCCGAAAAUACCCAUAUUUGAUCUCAAAAUGCGCCAAAUUCUAAGCCACGCCCCUUUUUCCAGCAAAAAUACCAAUUCGAAUGCAAUUGCGAGGGUUGUUGUGACGAGAAUCGAAAUUCUCGAAUGGAAGCGUGGAAUUGUGGAAUUUGUGUGGAUGGAUGGAUGAAAAACACGCAGGGAGCGAAUUGUGAAUUGUAAGCUGCUGAAAAUCGCUGAAAAUCCACGUUUUUUGGCUGAAAAUCGCCCAAAAACCAUGAUUUUUCACCUAAAAUCGAUGAUUUUCAGCCAAAAAAAAAAGGAAAAAUCUGAAAUUUUCCAGAUGUGGCUGGGACAUGACGCCUGAUCAUUAUGAGACUUGUCGCCUCGCUGAAGAGGCCACCAAAAAUGCUCGAAUCACGCUGCAAAGGGAUGAUGUUCCACUUCAGACCAGGAACGAUUUGGCCGAAAAAGUGAGGUUUUGCGGCACGGUUUUUGGGGCCCUAAGCCUGGAUUUGCAAUCUGCGGCAUGGUUUCGAAAAGCGCUUCAAUUUGAAACCCCACAAGCCUAGGCUCCGCCCACUUUUUGCAAUUUUGCGGCACGGUUUUUUGAGCAUUUUUUUUCAGCUGAUUUAUUUGAUGGCCGACACUUUGCACAAAUACAAUGUUCUGCGUUUGCCAGUCUUGAGACUUUUGUAUGGAGCCGCACUUUUUAGACAAGAGUAAGUUUUAAAGGAACAUGGGGUACUGUAUUCCCGAAAAUUCCCUUUAUUUUGAUACCAAAUACGCCUACAGUACUCUGAAGGAACAUGGGGUACUGUAGCUGGAUUUAAAGGAACAUUUGGUCUCGAAGCGAUUUACAGUAAAAAAAGGGACAUGUCUGCCUACUGUACCCACAGUAAUCUCUAGAAAUUUCGGAAAAUGCCUAUAUUUCAACUCGAAAAAAAUACGUUUCAGAAUUUUUGCAAAUCAGGAAAAUAAACAAUUUUUUCCAGUACUGUAGACACAGAUCAUGUCCCUUUAAAUUCAAAAAAAUCGCUUCGAGACCCAAACUACAGUAACCGGUAGAUCAAGAGCUUCAUUUUGAUACCAAAUACGCCUACAGUACUCUAAAGGAACAUGGGGUACUGUAGCUAGGAACAUUUGGUAUCAAAAUGAACUCUUGAUCUACCGGUUACUGUAGUUUGGGUCUUGCAGCGAUUCAGCUAGAUUUAAAGGAACAUACACUCGCUCCGCUCGAGCCGCUUACGCGGAAUUUUCCGCCUACACUCGCGCUUCCGCGCUCGGGCUUGUUUGGUCUCAAAAUAAUCCUCUCCAGGUCUCGCAGCGAUCUACAGUACUCUCCAUUUUUCCAGCCUCGAAAACUGCACAAAAUACGGCAUCGAACUGCUCGACCUCCAAAAACAAUACCAAUACAAAAAUGACGUGGCAAUACUGUACCACAAAUACGGUCUUGCUCAGGUUAUGAUAGCCGGCGAAGCGUGGGAAAGUGCUCAAGAGCUCCUCGAAGACAUUCAUCAACCGAUGAGCACGAUUUAUGGCGAUGAGGCGCAAGUGGUGCGCAAUAUCAGCGAAAUGUUGCGGCGUACGCAACGCGACUAGCGGAGAUGCGGAGCGGUUUUGGCGCGGGACUGGGCUGGCUUUUUUUUAUAAUAAUUAUUUAUCUUAUCUCAAAAAUAUUGUCAUGUGGUUGUGAAUCUUGCCUAAUAAAGCUUUAUGUACAAAAAUUAUUGAUUUUUUACUUUAAAAUGUCCUUAAGGUCAUUAAAAAUACCUUAAAAUUCGGAUUUUUUACCCCUAAAUUAGGGCGAAUUGUGUUAAUUACCCUAAAUUACCUUAAGGUCCUAAAUGACGUUGGAAUUCCGGCUGGCGCCGCUUCAAUUUCUUCGACAAAUCAGUGGUUUUGGAUAAGGAGAAGCCCAAGGAGAAAUUUUUGGGUCUCAAGGUGAGCAGGAGUACUGUACCUCCCUUUAAGACCUAAAAUUAAUUUCAGGAUGUUAAUGUGGAUUGUUGGUGCCGAUCUGGUGAUUCGGUGUUUUUGGGCGAAUCGAGGGGCGGAGUUUUUAGGUUUGCAAUUUUUUGGGUCCCACAGCGAUCUACAGUACUCUAAAGGAACAUGCGGGUACUGUAGGGACAUUUGGUAUCAAAAUGAAGCUCUUGAUCCACAGGCUACUGUAGUUUGGAUCUCGCAGCGAUCUAGCUAGAUUUAAAGGGACAUACACUCGCUCCGCUCGAGCCGCUUGCGCGGAAUUUUCCGAUUACACUCGCGCUUUCGCGCUCGGGCUUAUUUGGCAUCAAAAUGAAGCUCCAGAUCAAAGGCUUACUGUAGUUAGGGUCUCGCAGCGAUUUUUUAAGGAUUACUGUAGCUAGAUUCAUGAAAAUUGUCCAUUUUUCAUUUUAAAAAAAUUGCGCGAAAAAAUACGUUUCAAAAUAUCUGUAAAUUUCAAAAUUGCCGAAAAAUAUGAUAGUUGAAACCUUUUCGAUAUUUUCUAAUUUGAACUUCAAAAAUCUGAAACUUUUCAUAGUGUAUGUCCCUUUAAAUUCAAAAAAAAAUCGCGGUGAGACCCUAGGUACAGUAACCUGUGGAUUAAGAGCUUCAUUCUGAUACCAAACAAGCCCGAGCGCGGAAGCGCGAGUGUAAGCGGAAAAUUCCGCGCAAGCGGCUCGAGCGGAGCGAGUGUAUGCCCCUUUAAAUUUAGCUACAGUACCCCAUGUCCCUUUGAAGGAACAUGGGGUACUGUAGUUUGGGUCUCGCAGCGAUCCAGCUAGAUUUAAAGGUACAUACACUCGCUCCGCUCGAGCCGCUUGCGCGGAACUCGCAUUUCCGCGAACCUAGGCAUGUUUAGUCUCAAAAUGAUGCUCUCCGGGUCUCGCGGCGAUCUACAGUACUCUAAAGGAACAGGAUUUGCAGACUCACCCAACAACAGGACGAUGAUUAUUGGAAAGCCUAUCAAAAAUCGCUGGCCUCUCUGCAUUCCGCCGACAAAUAUCUGUUCUCGAUUGGCGAAGACGAGGAGACCACCAAUUCGCUGUUGAAAAUCUGGGACCCGACGCAAGUUGGCGAGAAAAACGCGCCGCAACUGCGACGCGUCGUCCGCAUGUCGCCGCUUCUCGCCACUUCCGCGUUUCCUGCGAGUUCGUGCGCGGUACAUUCGAGUUUGAGCGCAAUUGCUGUUGGUUAUGGUGAUGGAUCGGUGCUUUUUUAUCAGGGAGAUGUGAUGGGCGAAAAGGUACGUGAAAUGCGUCAGUGUGUGGAGUGCUGACGUGUUUUUGGUAGCCUACAAAAUUUGCGUCAGCAAAUAUCUAGAGCUUUCGAGGCUACAAAAUAUGUGUCAAGAGAUUCUAGUGCUACAAAAUAUGCGUCAGCAAAACUAUUUGUCUCUAAGGCUACAAAAUUUGCGUCAGCAAGGAUCUAGGCUACAAAAUAUGUGUCAGCAAAUAUCUCGACCUACAAAAAAUGCGUCAGCAAACCUAUGAACUUCCGGAACUCAAAAAUUUGCGUCAGCAAACCUAUGGGCUUCUGAGGUUGCAAAAUUCGCGUCAGCGAGUAUCUAGGCUACAAAAUAUGUGUCAGCAAAUAUCUCGACCUACAAAAAAUGCGUCAGCAAAUAUCUAGAGCUUUCGAGGCUACUGAAUUUGCGUCAGCAAACCUAUAAGCUUCGGGAGCUACAAAAUAUGCGUCAGCAAAUAUCUAGAGCUUCUCAGGCUACAAAAUAUGCGUCAGCGAGUAUCUAGGCUACAAAAUAUGUGUCAGCAAAUAUCACGACCUACAAAAAAUGCGUCAGCAAAUAUCUAGAGCUUUCGAGGCUACUGAAUUUGCGUCAGCAAACCUAUAAGCUUCGGGAGCUACAAAAUAUGCGUCAGCAAAACUAUGAGCUUCCGAGGCUACAAAAUUUGCGUCAAGAGAUUUAAUUGCUAUAAAAUAUGCGUCAGCAAAUAUCUAGAGCUUUCGAGGCUACAAAAUUUGCGUCAGCAAACCUAUGAGCUUUAGGAGUUACAAAAAGGCGUCAGCAAAUAUCUAGGCUACAAAAAGUUGCGUCAGCAAAACCCUCACCGAAGCAACCUACAAAAUAUGCGUCAGCAAACCCUAUACACUAGCUGACGCAUUUCCAGUAGCAGCCCCUACCAAAAACACGUCAAUCCAACUCAUCACUGACGCAUUUUCAGUCGCUCUCCUCGUCCCGUUGGCUACGAAUCCGCGAGUCUUCCGUCAUCGAAGGUGCGGUCAGCGGAUUAGCGAUCGCAUUUGUGCCGGGCGGAAAAACUGUGAUAUUUGUCAUAACUCCGAAACACGUCUUCUCCUAUGUGCUCGAAAAUCGACAAGUUAUCAGCAAGAAAAAACACGAGGCAAACGGAGCGACGACGGAUUGCUGGACUUUUGAUGAGAGUACUGGACAGUUGAUUGUGGCCAGCAGGGAAAUGGUGGGUUUUUGGGCUGAAAUUGUAAAAUUUGGAGCAUUUUGACCUAAAAUUCAUGAAAUUUGGAGCAUUUUGACCCAAAAUUGAUAAAAUUCGAGCAUUUUUGGAUUUUUCAUGAGAUUUUGGUUUGAAAGACACCUCAUAAGCCUAUGUUCCUUUGAAUUUUGAAUUUUUCGUGGCGAGACCCGGAUUACUGUAACCAGAAUCUCUAGAGCUUCGUUUUAAGACCAAAUUCGGCUAUUUUUGGAUUUUUCAUGAGAUUUUGGUUUGAAAGACACCUCAUAAGCCUAUGUUCCUUUAAAUUUUCAGUUUUCCGCGCCAAAAUCUACAGUAACCCUAUCAUGUUUAGACUCAAAAUGAUCCUCUCCGGGUCUCGCAGCGAUCUACAGUAGUCUGGGGUACUGUAGCUGGAUUUAAUGGAGCAUAACAAGCAAAAUUUGUUGCAGGUCUAUUUCUACGACGCGGAUCAAAGUGUGGAUAUUGACGGCGGUGUCGGUAGAUGUUUGCAGCUGGGACGCGGACACGACAAAUUGCAAUUGGUGGCCGCCGGACAAUAUUUGGCGCUGCUCACCAAGCAGAACGCAUUGAUACAGUAAGCUGGGGAGUACUGUAGAUCGCUGCGGGACCCCGAGAGCAUCAUUUUGACACCAAAUAAGCCCGAGCGCGGAAGCGCGAGUGUAGGCGGAAAAUUCCGCGUAAGCGGCUCGAGCGCAGCGAGUGUGUGUCCCUUUAAAUCCAGCUACAGUACCCCAUGUUCAUUUAGAGUACUGUAGAUUGCUGCGGGACCCGGAGAGCAUUUUGAUAUAAAACAUGCUCGAGCGCGGAAGCGCGAGUGUAUCCGGAUUUUUACGCGCAAGCGGCUCGAGCGGAGCGAGUGUAUGUCCCUUCAAAUCUAGCUGGAUCGCUGCGGGACCCAAACUACAGUAACCCUCAGAUCAAGAGCUUCAUUUUGAUACCAAACAAGCCUAGGUUCCUUUAAACUAGUGUAGAUCGCUCCAAACUACAGUACCCUAUUUAAACUACCGUACUUCCAGAAAAGACGCCGAAUUCAUGACAAUGAUGACAGUCUACGAUGUCAAAGGUCAAUACAUCGGAUUCUCCUGCUCUCUCCCGAAUCUCUGCCGCCUUUUUGUCAUUGGAGCGCAAAUGCUCAUUCUGGGCAAAGAUGGAACGCUUUCCGAGUUGGCCGAGAAAAAUCUGAUGACAAAAUUGGACAUUUUGAUCAAGAAGAAUUUGUAUGACGUGGCUAUUGGAAUCGCGAAAAAUAGCAAAGAUGGAGGGGAACAAUUGAAGGGGAUUCAUCGCAAAUAUGCCGAUUAUUUGUAUGGGUAUGUUCCUUUAAAUUUUGGGAAUUGGAUUACUGUACUCAGAAGCUCUGGGGGAGCAUUUUGACACCAAAUAUGCCUUUUUUAUGAAAUUUGGGCUCGAAAGACACUCCAUAAGCCUAUGUUCCUUUAAAUUUUGAAGUUUUCGUGGCGAGACCCGGAUUACUGUACCUAGUAGAUCAAGGACUUCAUUUUGACACUAAAGAAGGCCAUGUUCCUUUAAAUUUUGAAUUUUUUCGUGAGAUUUGAAUUUUUCAUCAGAUUGCUCAUAUUAUAACGGUGGAAAUCGAAUAAAACUAUAUUUUUAAUUUUUUUUAAUCGAUUUUCAGCCCUCGCCACGUGGAUUUUUAGACUCCCCAUGAAAUUCUGACCCAGAAAAGUAUAAAAAUCAAAAAUGUUCACUAGCGGGAUCGAACCCGCGACCUUCAACCUGCAGAUUUGGCUCAGCUGGUUAGAGAUGAAUCUAUUGAUCUAGAGGUGGCGGGUUCGAUCCCGCUAGUGAACAUUUUUCGAUUUUUGUACUUUUCCGGGUCAGAAUUUCACGGGGAAUCUGAAUUUAGCGUCAAAAAACCCCGAAUUCUCGCGCCGAAACCCAAUUUCUUGCAGAAAAGGCGACUACGACAAUGCAAUAAACGAAUACAAAGAAACCAUUGGAAUGCUCGAACCAUCCUACGUCAUCAAAAAAUAUCUGGAUGGCUCGAAGUUAGCGCAACUCUGCGUAUAUUUGGAGGCGAUUCAUGAGCAGCAAAAAGACAAUCAAAAUCAUACAAAUAUUCUUUUAAACGCCUAUGCCAGAAGGAAUGAGAAGAAGAAAUUGAUGCAAUUUGUGAAUCGCGUUGUGGAGCGGAAAAAUUGUGAUAUGCGCGAUGUUUUUAAGGUAUAAAUGUGCCAGGCUUGCAGAAAUGGGCGUGGCCUAUAUCCUCUGAUUUUCAGGAUUAUUUUGAGACCAAACAUGGUUAGGAAAAACCGUGGCAGGCUUGCAGAUAAGGGGCGUGGCUUCAGAACUAGGCGCCGCCCCUUUUCUGCAACCCUGGCACACUUUUUUAAAUCCAAAAAUACCUAUAUUUAGUAUCAAAUUGCUCGGAAUUCUCUCCUGAAUUAGGCUCCACCCCUUUUCUGCAAGCCUGGCACACUUUUUCCCAAAUUUCUCAAAAUAUACCAAUAUUUAGUAUCAAAUUGUUCCAAAUCUUCUUCUGAAUUAAGUCCCGCCCCUUUUCUGCAAUUUCCCCGCACACUUCUCCACAUUAUCAGUUAUAUUAGGCCACGCCCCUUUUCUGCAACCCUGGCACACUUUUUUAAAUCCAAAAAUACCCAUAUUUGGUAUCAAGUUGCUCAGAAUUCUCUCCUGAAUUAGGCCCCGCCCCUUUUCUGCAAUUUCCCCGCACACUUCUCCACAUUAUCAGCCAUAUUAGGCCACGCCCCUUUUCUGCAACUCUGACACACUUUUUUAAAUCCAAAAAUACCCAUAUUUGGUAUCAAGUUGCUCAGAAUUCUCUCCUGAAUUAGGCCCCGCCCCUUUUCUGCAAUUUCCCCGCACACUUUUUCUUCAGAUUCUCGUCGAUUGGAACUAUCUACCCGAAGCCUCGCUUUUGGCCACAAAAUUCGAAAUGCACGAUGAAGCUCUGACCGCAAUCAUUGAACAUAUGCACAAUUAUCAAAUGGCUGUGAAAUAUAUUGCGAAACGGCCCAUUGAUAAGGUGGGUUUUUGGGAAAAUUCGGGAUUUUUUGAUGGUUUUAAUGAAAAAAUUGGGAAAAUUUGAGAUUUUAAGCUAAAAAUUGAGAUUUUGAGUUCAAAAACCCAAUUUUUGCUGAAAAAAUAGCAUUGCUAAUGUUAAUGUUUGGAAAAUUCUCAAAAUUUCGAUGUUUUUAAUGAAAAAUUUGGGAAAUUUCAAAUUUUGAGGCAUUUUGAGCCCAAAAAUCCAGUUUUUGAUGAAAAAUUGGCAUUGCUCAUGUUAAUUUUCUGAUUUUUGAGCUAAAAAUCCAGUUUUUCAUGAAAAUUAGCAUUGCUCAUGUUAAUCUUCAGAUUUUUGAGCUAAAAAUCCAGUUUUUCAUGAAAAUUAGCAUUGCUCAUGUUAAUUUUCUGAUUUUUGAGCUAAAAAUCCAGUUUUUCAUGAAAAUUAACAUUGCUCAUGUUAAUCUUCCAGAAAAUCACACUUUUUCAAAAAAUAAUCCGAUUUUCAUCAAUAUUGGCUCAUUUUACUUUAAAAAAUCUGAAAUUUUCAAAAUUUUCACCAAAAAAAUUAGCAUUGCUCAUAUUAAUUUUUCAGGCCCUCGAACAUCUCGAAAAAUUCGGUCGAAUUUUGCUCGAAAAAUGUCGCGCCGAAACCCUUGUUCUUCUUUCUGACAUUGUGCUGCGCGGCGCGGAAUCCGGAGCGGAAAUCGAGAAAAUUUUCGAGAUUUUUAUCGGCGACUCGCAAGCUGCGCAAGAAUUCUGCGCGCAAGCGGAAGACAAUCCGCAACUCGCCGAUUGGUGUAUGGAAUUGCGGAUGAGAGCGUAUGAUGCGGAAAAGGUGAGCAUUUUUGGGAUUGCUCAGAUUAUACUGGUCAGAAUGAUACCAAACAUGACAUAUUUUAUUAAAAAUCUGUAAUUUCCUAGAAAAUUCUUGAUUUUAAGCCCUCGCCACGUGGAUUUUCAGAUUCCCCCUGAAAUUCUGACCCGGAAAAGUAUAAAAAUCAAAAAAUGUUCACUAGCGGGAUUGAACCCGCGACCUUCAACCUGCAGAUUUGGCUCAGCCGGUUAGAGAUGAUUUUAUUGAUCUAGAGGUGGCGGGUUCGAUCCCGCUAGUGAACAUUUUUUGAUUUUUGUACUUUUCCGGGUCAGAAUUUCAUGGGGAAUUUGAAAAUCCACGUGGCAGAGGCUGAAAAAUUUUCAGAAUCAAAAAUAGCCAUGUUUGGUGUCAUUUUGAAGCCAAAAAAUCUGAUUUUCCAGACAACCCCCGAAGAAAUCGAAGAUCAAAUCCUGCGCCAUUUGACACCUGAAAACACAUCAAAAACCCUGCACCUGGCUCAAAUUUUCAACGUUUCACCAAUCGUCGAAAAAAUCCUAACAAAAUCCGGAAAAAGCCGCGAAUUGAUGAACUAUUAUCAAAAAAUCGGAGAUUUGCCGAAAAUUGUGGAAAUUUGCAAAAAUUGUCCAGAAAACCAGUGAGAAAUCGAUAAUUUUUAUCUAACAUGAGCAAUGCUCAAUUUUUCUAUUUUCAGACGUCAGAAAAUGUGGCUCGAUGCGCUCAGUUUUAUCUCGAAAAGCUCGGCUGAAAUGUGCAAUGAAGAAAUGAUCAAAUAUUUGCUUGUCGAGUGAGUUUCUACAGUACCCCUUGGUUUUUUCGCGUCAAAAAUGUCAAAUUCGAAUUCCUCGUGAAAUUCUGACCCGGAAAAGUACAAAAAUCGAAAAAUGUUCACUAGCGGAAUCGAACCCGCCACCUCUAGAUUAAUAAUUUCAUCUCUAACCGCCUGAGCCAAAUUUGCAGAUAGAAAGUCGCGGGUUCGAUCCCGCUAGUGAACAUUGGCCAAAUUUUUUGAAUUUCACACUUUUCUGGAUCAGAAUUACACGGGGAGUCUGAAAAUCCACAUGGAAUUGUCUGAAAAUGUUCCAGAAUCGAAAAAUCGCAAGUUGUUCACCCUCUCGUCGUUCUCGAAAUCCUAUCAAAAUCGCAAAAUCUGACAAUUUCCACCAUCAAAGAAUACGUGAUAAAUUGGCUCAAAAAACAAGAGUCCAAAAUUUUGAAAAAUCGAAAAACGAUCAAAGAAAACGAGAAACAAAUGGAUGAAUUGGACGAGCAUAUUGAAUCGUUGAAAUUUAAGUGAGUUCAGAAAACUGUGCCGCAGAAUUGCAGAAAAUAGGCGGGGCUUGGGAUUUGGAGCAUUUUGAGACCAAAUUUGAAUAUUUUUAGAGGGAUUUGGGAAAAACUGUGCCAGGGUUGCAGAAAGGGGCGUGGCCUAACUUAUGUUACGAUAAAAACUGUGUCAAAUCAAAGCUCCGCCCAUUUUUUGCAACCCUGGCACAGUUUUUCCCAACUUUAUCCAAAAAUACCCUUAUUUGGUGUCAAAAUGCUCCAAAUCUUAAGCUCCGCCCCUUUUUGCAACCCUGGCACAGUUUUUUUUCCCAAGUUUAUCCAAAAAUACCCUUAUUUGGUGUCAAAAUGCUCCAGAUCUUAAGCCACGCCCCUUUUUGCAAGUCUGGCACAGUUUUUCCCCAGAAUAUAGGAUCGUUCGGUCUCAAAAUGCUCUGAAUUCUAAGCCACGCCCCUUUUUGCAAUUUUGCCGCACAGUUUUUUUCAAAAUAUAGGCUUAUUAGGUCUUAAAAUGCUCCAAAUCCUAAGCCACGCCCAUUUUUCAGUGCCCAAGUGCUCCAGGUGUCAAAAUGCUCCGCGUGCGACACCGGGCUCCAACUACCCACCGUACACUUUCUGUGCAAACACUCUUAUCAUGUGCAUUGUUUCGAGAGCUACACAGAAGCCGACACGCCCGACACGUGUCCGGCAUGCAGUCAAAAGAGUACGGUAGCUGUGGAAGCGAAUGGUGGUGGUACGGUAGCUGCGGGUACUGUAGAUCAACGCGCCGCCUAUUCGAAAUUCAAAGCCGAGCUUGCCACGUGUCCCGAUGCCAUGGAAUUGAUUUCCACGUAUUUGGAGCGCGGAUUGUUUAAUGAGAGCGGAAAAGGCGCAAAGGUGAGUUACUGUAGAUUUUUUGGCGGAAAAAUUUUGAAAAUUCAAAAAAUUUGCGAAGUUUUGAUGUAGAAAUGAGGAUUUUUGGAUAAUUUUGAGGAAAAUUUGAAUUUUUCUCGAAUUUGGCGCCAAAACCUACAGUAAUCUUCAAUUUUUGGCGCCAAAUUUGAAAAAUUCAAAAAAUUCACGAAAUUUUGAUGUAGAAAUGAGGAUUUUUGGAUAAUUGGAGAAAAAUUUGAAUUUUUAAAUCUUCUCGCCAAAAACUACAGUAAUCUUUAAUUUUUGGCGCCAAAAUUAGAAAAUUCAAAAAAUGUGCCAAAUUUUGAUGUAAAAAUGAGGAUUUUUAGAUAUUUGUGAGCAAAAUUUGAAUUUUUUGAAUUUUCGCGCCAAAAACUAUAGUAAUCUGAAAUUUUUGGCGGCAAAUUUGAAAAAUUCAAAAAAUUCACGAAAUUUUGAUGUGAAAAUGAGGAUUUUUGGAUAAUUUUGAGGAAAAUUUGAAUUUUUAAAUCUUGGCGCCAAAACCUACAGUAAUCUGAAAUUUUUGGCGGCAAAAUUUUGAAAUUCAAAUUUUUUCAAAAAUUUCUUAAAAUUAUCCAAAAUUCUUCAUUUUUACACCAAAAUUCUCAGAAUUUUUCAAAUUUUCACAAAUCUCCCGUGAAAUUCAAAUUUUCCGCGCAGGUCCGCCGCCACGUUGCUCAAAAUCUCACAAAUUCCGCGUCGCAACGCUCCUCAACAAUCACAAAUCCAUUCGAUGAGGACGAUUUUCGUUCGUCGGUCUCAAGAACCAUGUCUACAGUAUCCACUAGAAGUACAGUACCCCAGAGUACUGUAGGUCAACAACCAAGGAAUCCAUUUGAUGAACCUGCCGCUGGAGGAGGAGGAGCUACAGUACCAAACUACAGUAACCCGUUUGGCGAGGAUUUUUAA